Molecule: messenger RNA, 1036 nt
Organism: Setaria italica (foxtail millet)
Lineage: Eukaryota; Viridiplantae; Streptophyta; Magnoliopsida; Poales; Poaceae
Exons: 7
Coding region: 137-865 (242 amino acids)
Biological process (GO): protein unfolding; 'de novo' cotranslational protein folding; protein transport
Molecular function (GO): protein folding chaperone; ribosome binding; peptidyl-prolyl cis-trans isomerase activity
Source: RefSeq, a predicted model, not a curated record
CCAAUUUCUCCGUCGUCUUCCUAAGCUCCGCAGCCUCCCCAACUCCGGCCGGCUGAAACUGGACGGGCGGCGGGACUGCAGGAGUCACCUCCAUGGCCUCGGCCGCAACCCUCCCCAAGUUUCAGUCAAGGCCAAGAUGCCGCAGCUACUUUCAGGUCCCAUUCUCCUACUCUCCCUCGUGAAGGUUCAGUUCAUCAGUUGCCCUGUAGAUUACUUCCAACAAACAAUUGCACUAGCCCUUGGCCGCGGGCACUCAUCUCGGCAUUCUCAACCCUCAGUCUUCAGUGUUCAGGCUUGCUUUCACAGGUUCCUUCGUUCCGGUUCCGGUGUAGGAACAAGUUUGAGGCACACAUUCCAGCCGGUGUCUGCAGUUGGAUCAGGUCGGGACUCGUCGAUCACUGAAGCCGACAGGAAGAGCGACCUGUCGCUGGAGAACGUCAAGACGUCUGUUGCGUCCCGUGACGGUGAUAAGAUCAAUGUACGAGUGCAGUUGCCUGGGAAGGCAACACAAAAGGUGUUUGAUGAAGCCCUGACGAUCUUGUCUCGUGAUGCACCGCCGGUUCCUGGUUUCAGAAAGUCCAAGGGAGGGAAAACGUCAAAUAUACCCAGCAGCAUCCUCCUGCAGAUGCUUGGCAAAAGUCGGGUCACCAAGUUCGUCCUUCAGGAGAUACUGAGCAUCACCAUCGAAGAAUUUGUCAAGAAGGAAAACAUCAAGGUGAACCCAGAGAUCAAGACGACCCAGACCGAAAGCGAGAUGGAGUCGGCGUUCACUCCUGGUUCGGCGUUCGGGUUCAAUGUUAUCCUGCAGCUUGAGAAAUCUGAUUCUGAUGAGGAUUCAGAGGAGCAAUCUGACUCCUCAGAGUAGAAAGAACAGGCUAUCCCCUGCAUACAUUUAUCACGCUCAUGUGCUCUCUCUUAUGAAUGGACUGAUUGGAAAGUCGUUGCAACUGUUUUGAUUUUGCAAGUUGCAACUGGAACAUUUCUGAAGAUAUGAAUAGCCGCACUGAACAUGAAUACACAGAGCACAUCUGCUUCA